GGCUGAGGGUAGGUGGGAAGCAAACCCAGACGCAUCGCAGCAGCAGCCUCUGCCAGUUCCUCCAGAGACAUGGAUCCCCAGACAGCAUCUUCUCGGGCGCUCCUGCUCCUGCUCUUCUUCUUGCACCUGGCUCUCCUGGAUGGUCGUUCCCACCCGUUGGGCAGCCCCACUUUGCCCUCAGACUUGGAAAUGUCCAGGUUACAGGAGCAGCAAGGCCAUUUGCAGGACAAACUCUUGGAGCUGCAGGCAGAGCAGACAUCCUUGGAGCCUCUCCAGCAGAGCCCUCAUCCCACAGCUGUCUGGAAAGCCCGGGAGGCAGCCACAGAGGGCAUUUUUGGGCUCCGCAAACUGGUCCUCUCCACUCUGUGGGGACCACGAAGUCUCAAGCCAAUGCGAGACACUGGCUGCUUUGGGCGGAGGAUGGACCGGAUCAGCUUCUCCAGUGGCCUGGGCUGUAAAAGGCUGAGGUGGCAGUAAGAGGAAGUCCUGGCUGCAGCUACCGGCUUCUGAUUCCACAAAGGGCUCUUUCCUCAACCCUGCGACCACCUUUGAAGUGACUCCUAUUUAUUUUUAUGUAUUUAUGUAUUUAUUUGACUGUUUUAUAUAAGAUGGUUUCUUAACUUUGAGCACAAAAUUUCUAUGGUGAAAUAAAGUCAACAUUAUAAGCUUU
Messenger RNA from Saimiri boliviensis boliviensis (Bolivian squirrel monkey), 670 nucleotides. RefSeq names its product natriuretic peptide B (gene NPPB). Gene Ontology annotation, biological process: cGMP biosynthetic process; receptor guanylyl cyclase signaling pathway; negative regulation of systemic arterial blood pressure. Gene Ontology annotation, cellular component: cytoplasm; extracellular region. The record is from RefSeq and is a predicted model, not a curated record. Gene Ontology annotation, molecular function: hormone receptor binding; hormone activity. Lineage: Eukaryota; Metazoa; Chordata; Mammalia; Primates; Cebidae.